Molecule: messenger RNA, 1089 nt
Organism: Alternaria burnsii
Lineage: Eukaryota; Fungi; Ascomycota; Dothideomycetes; Pleosporales; Pleosporaceae
Product: sorbitol dehydrogenase
Exons: 3
Coding region: 1-1089 (362 amino acids)
Biological process (GO): butanediol biosynthetic process
Cellular component (GO): cytoplasm
Molecular function (GO): (R,R)-butanediol dehydrogenase activity
Source: RefSeq, a predicted model, not a curated record
AUGCGCGCAGCACGAUACUACGGGAAGGAAGAUAUCCGGAUUGAAGAUGUGGAGGAGCAAAAGUGUGGUGCGGGACAAGUCAGGGUCGCCCCGGCCUUCGUAGGUAUCUGCGGUACCGAUCUCCAUGAAUACCUCGGCGGACCUAACUUCGCACCAACGACACCGCACCCGUGUACGAAUGAAACCAUUCCCAUCACCUUAGGACAUGAGUUCUCGGGAACUGUUACGGAGGUGGGAUCGGAUGAUUCAGGCUUUACCGUGGGCCAAAACGUUGUUGUCCAGCCGACGAUAUAUUGCGGGAAGUGCAAUGCAUGCACAGCUGGCUCCGAGAAUGUAUGCGAGAAUGGCGGCUUCAUCGGACUUUCGGGAGGAGGUGGCGGCCUGAGCGACUCCGUUGUUGUGCCUGAGGGUGCGGUACUAAACUUGCCCAGUAACGUACCGCUUGAUGUCGGUGCGCUGGUAGAACCUCUUGGUGUCGCAUGGCAUGCCGUCUCCGCUGCUCCACUCACACCAGAUUCUGUCGUCAUGAUUCUAGGUGGUGGACCAAUUGGGCUCGCAAUUGUCCAAUGUUUGGUCGCACUAGGCACGAAGAAGAUUAUCAUGAGCGAGGUAUCGGGCGCACGGCAGCGCUUCGCGAGAGAAUUUGGUGCUCAUCACGUCCUUUGCCCUAAGACGUACGAUGUUGUCAAGAUGAGCAAGGCUCUUAGUGGUAGGGAUGGGCCGGAUGUGGUUUUCGAUUGCGCCGGGGUACCAGCAAGUCUCACGACCGCUUGCACAGCAGUAAGGGCUCGGGGCACGGUCGUGAAUGUCGCGAUCUGGGAGAAAGAGGUGCCAUUCAAUCCCAACAUGCUUGUGUUCCGCGAGGCGCAGUACACAGCCGUCUUGGGCUAUCAAAGAAAGGACCUCGAGGCGGUUAUCGAACAUCUCGCUGCUGGUACCUUGAAGCCUAUGAAUAUGAUUACGCGCAAGAUUAGUCUAGAGGAUCUAGUAGAAGACGGGAUUAAAACCUUGAUCAACGACAAGGAGAACCAUGUCAAGAUUCUGGUAGAAGUGGGAGGCAUGAGUCGCAUAGACUCUGCUAUCCAUUGA